CCGGGGAGCAGGCGGCGCGUCCCGGGCCGCUGCUGAUCCGCCCGGGGCGGCGGGAACCAACGCCUGCCGAGCCCCUCCCUCCUUGCCCCGGGGCCCACGAGCGGCUCCCUGGCACCCCCUCUUCGCCUUGCAGUCCCGCCACGCCACCCCCCGCGGGCCGCAGGGGCUGAUGCAGCCGCCAAGGGAGAGGCUAGUGGUAACAGGCCGAGCUGGAUGGAUGGGUAUGGGGAGAGGGGCAGGACGAUCAGCCCUGGGAUUCUGGCCGACCCUCGCCUUCCUUCUCUGCAGCUUCCCCGCAGCCACCUCCCCGUGCAAGAUCCUCAAGUGCAACUCUGAGUUCUGGAGCGCCACGGCGGGCGGCCACUCCCCAGCCUCGGACGACGCCCCCGAGUUCUGCGCCGCCCUGCGCACCUACGCCCUGUGCACGCGGCGCACGGCCCGCACCUGCCGGGGCGACCUGGCCUACCACUCAGCGGUCCAUGGCAUAGAGGACCUCAUGAGCCAGCACAACUGCUCCAAGGAUGGCCCCACGUCGCAGCCGCGCCUGCGCACGCUCCCGCCACCGGGGGACAGCCAGGAGCGCUCCGACAGCCCCGAGAUCUGCCACUACGAGAAGAGCUUCCACAAGCACUCAGCCGCCCCCAACUACACGCACUGCGGCCUCUUUGGGGACCCGCACCUCAGGACUUUCACAGACCGCUUCCAGACCUGCAAGGUGCAGGGCGCCUGGCCACUCAUCGACAAUAAUUACCUGAACGUCCAAGUCACCAACACACCUGUGCUCCCUGGGUCCGCUGCCACGGCCACCAGCAAGCUCACCAUCAUCUUCAAAAACUUCCAGGAGUGCGUGGACCAGAAGGUGUACCAGGCCGAGAUGGACGAGCUGCCGGCCGCCUUUGCCGACGGCUCCAAGAACGGUGGGGACAAACACGGGGCCAACAGCCUCAAGAUCACGGAGAAGGUGUCGGGCCAGCACAUAGAGAUCCAGGCCAAGUACAUCGGCACCACCAUCGUGGUCCGCCAGGUGGGCCGCUACCUGACUUUUGCGGUCCGCAUGCCGGAGGAGGUGGUCAAUGCGGUGGAGGACCGGGACAGCCAGGGCCUCUACCUCUGCCUGCGGGGCUGCCCCCUCAACCAGCAGAUCGACUUCCAGGCCUUCCAUGCCCCCGAGGGCCCCGGCGCCCACAGGCCCCCAGCCGCCAGCCCCGCCCCCGCGGCCCCCGACACCUUCCCAUAUGAGACGGCCGUGGCCAAGUGCAAGGAGAGGCUGCCCGUGGAGGACCUCUACUACCAGGCCUGCGUCUUCGACCUGCUCACCACGGGGGACGUGAACUUCACGCUGGCCGCCUACUACGCCUUGGAGGACGUCAAGAUGCUCCACUCCAACAAGGACAAGCUGCACCUGUACGAGAGGACACGGGAGCCACCCAGCCGGGCGGCCACAGCGGGGCUGUCUCCAGCCCCCCGGCUCCUGCUGGGCAGCCUCCUGCUCCUCACCCUGCUCCCCGUGUUCCUGGAGGCCCGUGCCGCCUAGGACGGAGACCGAGUCGCACUGCCUGUCGCCAAGCCGGCCGGUGGCUGCGGAAGGGCUGGUGGCUCCCCGACGGCCCCUGGGUCCUGGCAGGGGCCGGAAGCGAAGGCAGCGGCUGGCCGGUGAGCUGUGGGACGGUUACCUCAGAGCUGCCUUGGGCUGUGUGCGGGCAAGGGCGGGGGCGCGGGGCGGCCCCUCCCCCUUCCUAGCGCCCCGGGCAAGGUGGUGGUGACUGACUGGUGCUGUGACGACGUCUGUGACAGUCGAGCUGUGCGAGGGGGAGAGCUGCCCCCGUCCGCCCGCCCCACAGUGUGAAUGUGCAAAACCGAGCCCCUCGGGCUGGAGCCCCCGCCCCGCCAGAGACGCCGGGAAAGGCCCCGUCAGCUCCUCCCGCCCCUGCAAUGCACUGAACGGCCCGGCCGACUGCUGCACGCGCCCGCCUGCCGUACGCGCACACGAGCACACGAGCACACUCGCACACACCAGGCCAGCAGGGCCGAGGCGCCCUCCCGGCUGGACCCCCGGCAGGGCCUCCUUUUCCCUGGGGCCUUCCGGCACCCAGACCCCUGCCUCAAGAGCCCCCGGCUGGGGACAGUGCGUGUUAGCACGUGCUCGGAGCGACGCCACUCGUGGGCUCAGAUACCCCUCUCUGGCCCUUUCCCGGCCGUCCCCCGUCCCCCGUUGUGCUUAGAAAGUUGAGUUUCUAAAUGUCUAAACAGAGAGCUACCCUUUGAUUUGAGUUCCUUCCUUGCCAGCAGAUGGCAAGCGCCCCCGGGCGGGGGCUGGGGCCGCAGGGCCGGGCAGGAGACGGGCGGACAGGGCCAGCUGGCCUGCCUCGAUCCUCCGCGUCUCCCCGCCCUGUACGCCCAGGCGGCGUGGCAUCGGGCAAGAGCAGCAGCCUCGGCAGGGUCUCCCCCGUGGGACCCCUUCCCGUAAGCCUGGGGCCACCCAGCCAGGA
Messenger RNA from Pteronotus mesoamericanus, 2489 nucleotides. It is a transcript of the gene RGMA, whose product is annotated as repulsive guidance molecule BMP co-receptor a. The record is from RefSeq and is a predicted model, not a curated record. Gene Ontology annotation, biological process: BMP signaling pathway. NCBI's taxonomy places the organism in Eukaryota, Metazoa, Chordata, Mammalia, Chiroptera, Mormoopidae. Gene Ontology annotation, cellular component: plasma membrane. Gene Ontology annotation, molecular function: coreceptor activity. The transcript has 4 exons. The coding region runs from base 170 to 1534 and encodes 454 amino acids.